This is a messenger RNA of Camelina sativa (false flax), 624 nucleotides long. The record is from RefSeq and is a predicted model, not a curated record. Lineage: Eukaryota; Viridiplantae; Streptophyta; Magnoliopsida; Brassicales; Brassicaceae.
AUGGUAAGCGAUGCUAGGACUAGUCGACUGCAACCUAAAUUGAUCGGGGGUACUCUCUGGAAAACAAUGGUUGCGCAGUGGGAUACUAAAGAAACACAGGAAAGGAGUCGAAUCUAUUCCAAUGCUCGUAUGUCAGACCGUAAUGGUCUCGGUCCAGACAUGCACUUAUCUGGGCCAACAUCGUAUCAACAAGAAGAGAAACUUGGGAGACCAGUGAGUCUUGGUGAGGUUUUCAAAGAGACACAUACAAGGCCAGAUGGUACGUAUGUCGAUCGAAAGGCCGGGAAGAUCUUCUCAAUUUAUGAGAAAAACCUACAAGCUAAGAUAUUUGAGAUCGAGUCAGAUCCUUCACGAGCUCAAGAGCUCACAGCAGAAGAUUAUACGGCCAUCUUUCUUCAGUUUUUCUUAUCUAAGUCCACUGAGAAGGAUUCACGAGGUAAUCUUUUUGGACUUGGAAGCCUCAAGGAUCAUCUUCAGGAUCUUUUCAAUGGCAAGAGCUAUCAACAAGGAGAGUCGUCGUUUGUAGCAUUGCAAGAGCAAAUGAAAGAAGCUCAUCGUAUAAUUGAAGAACAAGUUGCCUAUAAUGCAAAACGUGAUGCUGAGAUUGCUGCUCGUGAAGCAUAA